UAUAUAAUUAGAAUUAAAAAAUAGAAUCCCUUUUCACAUAACUCGUUUUCCAUAUCUCGUUUCUAUUUUCACCGACGCGAAACCCUUUUCACUUCCUCCUUCCGCCGUUCCUCCAACCUCCCCCCUUUCCGGAAGACACAACUAACACCGUACGAACGGCCGCUGACAGCCUUUCAUAAACCCUAACCAAAACAACAGUUGGCUCUCGAAGCUCGUUGAUCUCGCUCAGAGGUUCAUCACUUACAGCGCUCACAAACUCUCCUUCUCUGUUUUUCGUAAACGCCUUCCUCCACCACCUCCUUUAGCUAUGCAGACAAAGGAUCAACCUGUUGUCCAUAAAUUUCAGCUCAUCGAAGAUCCUUUCUCUCCGUUAGUCCUCUAAUCUACUCUUACUAUCAUUAUAUUAGGGUUUAUCAUCGCAGUUUUGGAGCAGUAUUCGCUUCCAUUCCCCCUUCCAUUGUUGCUGCACUAUAUUGCUUGUUCUUUGCUUAUGUUGGUUCGGGAGGUCUAAGUUUCCUUCAAUUCUGCAACCUCAAUAGUUUUAGAAUGAAGUUUGUAUUAGGCUUCUCUAUCUUUCUGGGCUUAUCUAUCCCACAGUACUUCAAUGAGUACACAACAAUUAAUGGGUUCGGUCCAUUUCACACUGGAGCAAGAUGGUUCCAUGAUAUGGUAAAUGUGCCAUUCCAAUCAAAAGCAUUUGUAGCUGGAGUUGUGGCAUAUUUCCUUGAUAACACACUACAUAAGAAGGAAUCUGCUAUUAGGAAAGAUAGAGGAAAGCAUUGGUGGGACAAGUACAGGUCCUUUAAAACCGACACAAGAAGUCUAACCAAUUCGAUCAUACAAAUUUUUCCUUUUUCCGAUGAUAAAUGUGAUCUAUACGACUACAAUCAAAUUUUAGUUGGACAAAAUAAAUUCGAGAAAUUAUACAGGCAAUCAUGGGAAGCCGGCGAUCAAUCCAACUUUACAGAUCCGGUUAACCGAUGGUUGUCAAGUUGUGGUUAUAAGCUUUGGUAUGAGAUUCGAAUAUUAUUCGGAGGAUCUGACGAUAAUUAAGCUCUUGCUUACGGUAUGAGAAUAGCCGAACAUCCUGACAUUGUGCUGACUGUUGUUAAAUUUGUGUCUCCACCCGGAACAACAUAUCAUUCGGCGCUAAGUUAGUCGGUGUUUCAUCAGUAGAAUAUACUAUGUUAGGAAGAAUGUAAAUAGGUUAAUAGUUGAUUGUAUAUUAUCAAAGAAUGUAAAUAGGUUAAUUGGUGAUUGUAUGUUAUCAUUUCAUCAUUAAUUUUUUUACA
Vicia villosa (hairy vetch) is the source of this 1292-nucleotide messenger RNA. RefSeq names its product nucleobase-ascorbate transporter 6-like. NCBI's taxonomy places the organism in Eukaryota, Viridiplantae, Streptophyta, Magnoliopsida, Fabales, Fabaceae. Gene Ontology annotation, cellular component: plasmodesma. Bases 547 to 1053 code for a protein of 168 amino acids. Gene Ontology annotation, molecular function: transporter activity. The transcript is spliced from 6 exons. The record is from RefSeq and is a predicted model, not a curated record.